This is a messenger RNA of Biomphalaria glabrata, 540 nucleotides long. Its product is annotated as proteasome assembly chaperone 3-like. The record is from RefSeq and is a predicted model, not a curated record. Gene Ontology annotation, biological process: proteasome assembly. The transcript has 4 exons. NCBI's taxonomy places the organism in Eukaryota, Metazoa, Mollusca, Gastropoda, Planorbidae. Bases 118 to 486 code for a protein of 122 amino acids.
GUUAUCUCAAAUGCUAGUAGAUCUAGAUCUAUUAUAAAGAAUUUUAUACUGUACCUUUUGUGCACGCAUGAUUACGUAUUUUAAUAUACACUGACUAACAGUUACAUUUGUUUAAAAAUGGCAGCCUCCUUGAAGUCGCCAAUAGUGCAGUCUAAACAAAUUGCCAAACAAAUUUCGGAUCAUCACACAGAAGUUGUGGUCAAUAAGUUUGAAGAUCAUUUGUUUAUUAUAGCCUCACAGUACAUGAAGAUGGGCACAAUUCUUCAAGUGACCAGAGAUAUACUGACACAUGACAUUCAAGAUAAUAUUCCUAUGUUUUCUACCAAAGUAUUAUUAGGCAAAGAUGAGCCUAUAACACAUGUAAUGGCAAAAACCAUUGUGACGGCAUUGAACCCUUUAGUUCCAGUUAUAAUGUCACUGGCUAUCAAAGAUACAAGUCCAGACACAGUACAUUCUAUUACAGACAUGAUCAAAUCAUGCUUAUGACAAUUCUCAAAUUCACGUUUGUUAUUCUUUGUUUAAUAAAGAAAACAUUGAUUC